AUGACCGAUCUGACGUACUGCUAUUUACAUAUGACAAAGGAUGAACUCGCCGUGCUGGACACUAUUGGCACUGCAGAUUAUCUCAAGGGAGAACUGUCGGACGACGAUGUCGAUGUACCUUCACACAUGGUUCCUCCCGAUCCGGAGGACGCUGACGUCUUGCCAUCACAAGUACAUCCUUCAUACCCUUAUGGAAAUCCGUUCAACAUCAAGCACCCUGCGGCGAGACCUCGACGCCCAUACGACCCAUCAUCUCGUGCUUUGUUCGAAGAUAUGGGCUUUUCGGGCGGCGGUGUGAACGGAUCUUUACGCUGGAAGGAUAUCGCGCUGGACACACUGUAUCCCGUUGACGAGGCGCGCCAAGAGGCUGAGAGGGCUGCCCAGGCACGCAAGAUGGCCAGUGGAACUAGCACAAACCAGCCACCACCUCCCCCGCCGCCCGCUCAGGUACAGCAGCCUGUAGAGGAAGAUGACGAGGACGAGGAGCAUGAUGAGAAUGAAGAGGACGAUGAUGGCGAGGCUGCAUCAAGCGACGACGAUUAG
Molecule: messenger RNA, 543 nt
Organism: Rhodofomes roseus
Lineage: Eukaryota; Fungi; Basidiomycota; Agaricomycetes; Polyporales; Fomitopsidaceae
Exons: 4
Coding region: 1-543 (180 amino acids)
Source: RefSeq, a predicted model, not a curated record